AUGGCCGACGACUACCCACGUCCAGACUUCGUUCGCGAGAGCGUCCAAUGGCGUUCUCUCGACGGCCCGUGGUCCUUUCUCUUCGAUGAUAACGAUGUCGGAUUGUCGCAGUCCUGGCACCUCAAAGGUCUCCCGCAAGAAAUCACGGUGAACCCCACCAACACAAACAGUUCGGACAAGUCCGGAGCACCAGACAUUGUCGCCAAGAUUGCUGCGGGAACACAAGAGCUAUUGAAAGACAACAUCUUUAAGGGUCAUGAAGCUGUCGUCAACAAGAAGCGAGACAUCCAAGUUCCCUAUGUUUUCCAAUGUCCUGCAUCUGGCAUUAAUGAGUUAGGGGUGCACGAGGUUUUGUGGUACGAGAGAGAGGUUGAAGACUUGAGAUCCGAAGAACAGAAGCUCGCCGGUCAUCGUGUUGUCAUCAGAUUUGGAGCCGUCGAUUAUGAGGCCAAAGUGUGGGUUGGCGGACAAUUCUUUGGCGGACAUCGAGGCGGUCAUGUACCAUUCGAUAUCGAUAUCACAGAUGCUUUUGUAUCUGGCAAGACCCAGAGGCUUGCGCUGCGAGUCUUCGACUCAGCACACGAUCUGACUCAGCCAAGAGGAAAGCAAUAUUGGAAGGCACAGCCUGAAAGCAUCUUUUACACACCAAGCGGAGGUAUCUGGCAGACUGUGUGGCUGGAAAGUGUGCCCACAGUCAGAAUUGGAGAUGCGAGCACGGGGACAGUCUUAAAGAGCAACGACAUCGAAAGUGGCAAGCUUGUGGGGGAAAUCAAGGUACUAGGUCGUCCAGCUGGCCAUGCGUUCGGUGUCGAGAUCGAAGCCAGUCUAGAGGGUGUUGCAAUUGGCAAGACAGAGAGACUAGAGCUACCACGUGACUCGGAUAUAGUCUCCAUCGAAACAAACAUGAAGCUGUCCAAAACCCAGCAAGAAGAAGUAACGAAAUCAGCACCGUAUCUUGCCAGCGGCAAGUGCUGGCACAACGGUGUGGCCUUGUGGUCUCCCGAGCAUCCCACGCUCUACGACAUCACCAUCCGCCUCUACUCCUCCUCCUCCGCCCUCAUAGACACCAUCCACACAACAACUGGCAUGCGCUCCCUCUCCUGGUCCACCGCCGAUGGCACGUUCCGCCUCAACAACCAGCCCUACUUCCAAGCCCUCUUCCUCGACCAAGGCUACUGGCCCGACACAUUCAUGACGCCCCCAUCCACCUCCGCACUUAAAAUCGACAUCGAGCUCAGCAAGAAGAUGGGCUUCAACGGCUGCCGCAAGCACCAAAAAGUCGAAGACCCGCGCUUCCUCUACUGGGCCGAUCGGCUCGGCUUCCUUGUGUGGGGCGAGAUGGCAAAUGCAUAUGCGUUUAGCGCGGAGUAUGUCGAGCGCUUCGACCAAGAGUGGCGCGAGGCGGUUAUGCGCGAUAUCAACCAUCCGAGUGUGAUUGCAUGGACGCCGGUGAAUGAGAGCUGGGCAUAUACGGAUCUGCAAGGAGACGUGCGGCAGCGCAAUCAUAUUCGCAGCUUGUAUUAUGCGACGAAGACGAUGGAUCCGACGAGGCCUGUGAAUGAUAAUUGUGGAUGGGAGCAUGUGAAGACGGAUUUGACGACAUUCCAUGACUAUGCGGAUGCGGAUGCGCUGAUGGAGACGUGUAAGACCAUGGAUGGGAUUUUGGGAGCGCAUGGUGGGCGCCCGCUAUUCUUAGAUGCGACUGGUGACGAUCCGGGCUCGUCGCAUAUGAGCAAUGCGCCGGUCAUUUGCACGGAGUUUGGUGGUAUCAACAUUGCGCGCUCGGCGGUAGAAGCGGGUGGACAGCGAGACUGGGGGUAUACGACUGCGACAGAUCCGAAGGACUUGCUGAAGAGGAUUGAGAAGAUGAUGAUGGGCAUCGUCGAUGGAGGACAUAUUGGCGGCUUUGUUUACACACAAUUGACGGAUAUUGAGCAAGAGGUGAAUGGGCUGUACACGCUAGACAGGAAGGAGAAGCUCGACUCGACUGAGGUCAGGAAGAUCGUCGAGCACGUGAAGGAAAGGUACAGGACGAUGCACAAGUAG
Parastagonospora nodorum SN15 is the source of this 2046-nucleotide messenger RNA. RefSeq lists its product as hypothetical. NCBI's taxonomy places the organism in Eukaryota, Fungi, Ascomycota, Dothideomycetes, Pleosporales, Phaeosphaeriaceae. The record is from RefSeq and is a predicted model, not a curated record. Gene Ontology annotation, biological process: carbohydrate metabolic process. The transcript has a single exon. Gene Ontology annotation, molecular function: hydrolase activity, hydrolyzing O-glycosyl compounds. Bases 1 to 2046 code for a protein of 681 amino acids.